UCAGAAAGUUAACUCCUGAACUUCGUAGUCAGAAAAAUUGUGAAUUAUAAAAUAGCAGGGAAAACACUAUCUAAGUAUCAUGGCAUUUCGCCGAAGAAACAAGAGUUACCCUUUCUUCAGCCAGGAAUUCCUAAUUCAAAACCAUGCGGACAUCGUCUUCAGUUUGGUGAUUUUCAUUUUGAUUGGAUUGAUGUUUGAGGCAACAGCUAAGACGGCCAUACUGUUCAUUCAGCCGCAGUACAAUGUCACCACACUAUCACCAGAGGGUGAGGUGACGUUGUACCAUUACGGAUGGAAGGACUUUGCUACUAUCCUCUUCUAUUUUUUCAUCGUCAUCAUCCUCCAUGCAGUAGUGCAGGAGUAUCUUUUGGAUAAAGUGAACAGGCGCCUUCACCUCUCCAAGAGCAAGAAUACUAAAUUUAAUGAGUCGGGUCAACUGUGUGUGUUUCACUUGGUUUCUAGUGUGUGGAGCUUCUACAUCCUCAUAACGGAAGGAUAUCUCUUGCAUCCUAGCAGUCUUUGGGAAAACUAUCCCCAUGUACACCUCAGGUUUCAGGUGAAGUUUUUCUACCUCACUCAGUUGGCCUACUGGCUGCAUGCCUUGCCGGAGCUCUACUUUCAGAAAGUACGCAAGGAGGAGAUCCCUCGGCAGCUCCAGUACAUCUGCCUGUAUCUGCUACACAUCUCUGCAGCCUAUUUGUUAAAUUUGAGUCGUGUAGGUCUGGUACUUCUCUUCCUCCAGUAUUUGUCAGAGGUUUUCUUCCAUAUUGCCAGACUAUUCUACUUUACUGAUGAGAACCACCAGAAAAUGUUUGACCUGUGGGCGGUCAGCUUUGUGUUUACACGGAUGGUUACUCUGACCCUGAUGUUCCUGGCUGUGGGAUUUGGUUUGGCUCGUGCUGAGAACCAGGGGCUUGACUGGGAAAUGGGCAAUUUCAACACUGUACUAAUAAGGAUGACUGUUCUACUGCUGGUAUGUUUGACCCAGUCUUGGCUUCUGUGGAAGUUUAUCCGCUUCCAGCUGAGGCGCUGGAGGGAGUUCAGACAUGAACAGGCCGUGCGCAAGAAGGCUGCCACAAAGCAAACCCUACGGCCACUGAAGAGAGACUCACUCGGACAUCAUGAAAACGGAAUUCUUAAAGCUGAGAAUGGAGCCUCUCCCCGGACCAAAAAACUCAAGUCCCCCUAAGAUAAGAUACUGACUGGCCUGAACAGUGAUCUUAGCCUGAGCUAAGGUUUCUCAUCAGCACAACAGGAAGCUUGCGACCACUGGCCACCAAGCUCCUGGUUGAGUAUGUCCUGAGACAUUACAGGGACUAGGUCGCUACAGACUUAGACUUGAAUGCUGGAAAAUGAAAUCCAAGGAAAUCCCUUGAGCCCAACAGACAUUUACUCCUCUCAUCAUAUCAGUAUUUUUUAUACAUCCACGCAGCCUGCUAUCCCACCCUACGGAGCACCAAUGUAUGCAGAAUGAUUACGAUGUAAAGUGAACUCAGUAUGUGACACACAUGUUAUUUGUGUGUGUGUGUGUGCUUGUUGAAUGUGUUGAUGCAUAUCCUCAUACAUAAGUACUGUACCGGUUGUAGUGUUGUCUGGUGUUGCAGCUGUUUUCAGCUUUUGCCAUUGAGCCGGCUUUGCUUGUUUUCUACUCCGGUCCAUUGGAGCAGAAAAAUGUUACUGAUGACAUGGUAAGAUAUCAGCUUACUGUAUGCUGGCCUGAACCUUAUUCCUAACAAUGCCAGGGAAGGAAUUAGGCCAACCAUUAGAGCGGUCACUUUAUGUCUUCCCAAUGAUUUAUGUCUGUCUCAAAUCCUUUUCAUUUGUCACUGGUUAUAAUUGAUUAUACACAUCAAGUAUGUAUGUUGGAUAUUACCGCAUGUCAUUCCAUUUCUUUUUAAUCGUUUUGUUAAUUUCUUUAUUAAAUAAAGCAAUUUUCUGACA
This is a messenger RNA of Sphaeramia orbicularis (orbiculate cardinalfish), 1941 nucleotides long. It is a transcript of the gene tram2, whose product is annotated as translocation associated membrane protein 2. NCBI's taxonomy places the organism in Eukaryota, Metazoa, Chordata, Actinopteri, Kurtiformes, Apogonidae. The transcript is spliced from 11 exons. Gene Ontology annotation, biological process: protein insertion into ER membrane; SRP-dependent cotranslational protein targeting to membrane, translocation. The record is from RefSeq and is a predicted model, not a curated record. Gene Ontology annotation, cellular component: endoplasmic reticulum membrane. Bases 80 to 1189 code for a protein of 369 amino acids.